This is a messenger RNA of Anoplopoma fimbria (sablefish), 1305 nucleotides long. RefSeq names its product CaM kinase-like vesicle-associated b (gene camkvb). Gene Ontology annotation, molecular function: calcium/calmodulin-dependent protein kinase activity; calmodulin binding; ATP binding. The record is from RefSeq and is a predicted model, not a curated record. Gene Ontology annotation, biological process: peptidyl-serine phosphorylation. NCBI's taxonomy places the organism in Eukaryota, Metazoa, Chordata, Actinopteri, Perciformes, Anoplopomatidae. Gene Ontology annotation, cellular component: intracellular anatomical structure.
AUGCCGUUUGGCUGUUUAACCAUCGGGGAAAAGAAGGAUUAUAACAAUCCUUCGGAUGUGACUGACAAAUAUGACCUGGGUCAGAUUGUUAAAUCGGAGGAGUUCUGUGAGAUAUUCAGGGCCAAGGACAAAACUACAAUGAAAAUGAAUACAUGUAAAAAGUUCCUGAAAAAGGAUGGAAGGAAAGUCCGCAAGGCUGCGAAAAAUGAGAUCCUCAUCUUAAAGAUGGUGAAGCAUCCCAAUAUUCUCCAACUGGUGGACGUCUUUGAGACCAAAAAAGAGUACUUCCUCUUCCUUGAACUUGCAACAGGCAGAGAGGUAUUUGACUGGAUCCUGGACCAAGGCUACUACUCAGAGCGAGACACCAGUAACGUGGUGCGGCAGGUGUUGGAGGCCGUCGCCUACCUCCACUCCCUGCAUAUUGUUCACAGAAACCUCAAGUUGGAGAACUUGGUUUACUACAAUCGCCUGAAGCACUCUAAAAUAGUCAUCAGCGAUUUCCACCUUGCCAAGCUGGAGAACGGACUAAUCAAGGACCCCUGUGGGACACCGGAGUACCUGGCUCCAGAGGUGGUUGGCAGACAGCGAUAUGGCAGGCCUGUGGACUGCUGGGCAACAGGUGUCAUCAUGUACAUACUGCUGUCAGGCAACCCUCCUUUCUACGAUGAAACUGACGACGAUGAUUUUGAAAACCAUGACAAGAACCUGUUCCGAAAGAUCCUGGCAGGCGAUUAUGAGUUUGACUCUCCAUACUGGGAUGAAAUCUCAGAUUCAGCUAAGAGUCUGGUUGCUCGCCUGAUGGAGGUGGAUCAAGACCUGAGACUGACAGCCCAGGAGGCUAUAAACCACGAGUGGAUCUCUGGCGGUGCAGCUUCAGAUAAAAACAUCAAGGAAAAUGUGUGUGCACAAAUAGAGAAGAACUUCGCCAGAGCUAAAUGGAAGAAAGCUGUGCGGGUCACCACCAUCAUGAAGAGACUGAGAGCACCCGAGCACAGUGAGUCGAGGGCGACCAGCCCUGCGGCCGACGCCCCAGGUGAUGCUGCAGCUCCCCAGGCCGCCGCCGACCCCUCUGCGCCUUCAUCUGCCGCGACCCCCGAGGGAGCGGCCGCCUCUGUCACAGAGCUCCCUGCUGGAGCGGAGAUAAGUCAACCGGCACCAGAGGCUGAAGCCGCGGCGGCCGCCUCACCCGCGGAGCCACAGCAACCGAGCCCAGCGCCGCAGGAGGCCGAGCCCGCAACACGCUGCAACGGGGAAGCUUCGGCUGCGCUCCACGCAGCCACUGAGGCCGGGGACGAGCAGGGUUAG